Messenger RNA from Dermacentor silvarum, 2931 nucleotides. RefSeq lists its product as uncharacterized. The record is from RefSeq and is a predicted model, not a curated record. The coding region runs from base 1 to 2793 and encodes 930 amino acids. Lineage: Eukaryota; Metazoa; Arthropoda; Arachnida; Ixodida; Ixodidae. The transcript is spliced from 9 exons.
AUGCCGGAGAAAAAAGGAUUCGUCCGACUUCCAGCUAUGAGCGUCGAUGUAUCCAGUGGCAGUGGCAGUAGAAUUAACUUACUCCGUGGCUGCGCACCCAGCUUCCCAGAACCGCCGCCAUCCCGCAAGACGCAUUCGUCGACUCUACUGGUUCCGCGACCGCAGGCGGCGGAAGACAACGUGUGCUACAUGUCAAGCUGCGCGGCCAUCAACGACAUCCACCCAAAGAACCGGAAUAUCGUGGUCGAGCCUUGGAACGAGGUAGACAAACGGGCUUGUGACAGCGGCGCAGGACGCCGGAGGAGACUGUUCCCAAGGCCCGAGUGCGACCUGCUCGUUGAGAUGGACGUCAAGGAUGCCCUGCGUCAUCGCAGUACAACGCAGGCACUAGGCACCGUGCAAAAAUCCCAGCACCAGAUGGUGGUCAACACAGGAGGCCUGCCGAUAUGCAGUUCGGACGAGUUGAUUACGCGUGGAGUCGACGCUGGCGUGAAAGGGAUUCGCCAGGGCAUGGAGUGCUGUGCACUUGCCUCUCCCAAGUGCCGCAUCGGUGUCUUGGGCUGCAAGCCGCCCAUCCACCUGUGCGACACGCUGACGUACUGGUUGACGAAAGCCGAGAGUAACAGUGACACAGAUGACGUGCCACCUGGUCACUACACCCUCCUGCAUGCGAGUUUGACGGAGUUGAUGGCACGUGGAGUGGGAACUGGCCUGAGCCGAAUUCGCCUGGCCCUGGAGUGCGGCGGCGUGGCUUCGCUGGUGUAUCGACUUGGCGCCUUGGGCAACAUGCCGCAAAUCCAUGCCCACGACACGCUGUCCUGUCGGCUGACAACGAUGUAUUGCAUUAAGGCCGAGUGUAACAGCCACAUGGACGGCAUGCCAUCUCCAUGCAGCUGCUUUUGGAGGCUAAACACGAGGUUUCCAGAUGCUGCGGUCGUUCCUGGGGUCCCUGGAUCCGAGCGCACCGACGACGAUCGCCUCCACGGACACCGUCUGGAACUUCCGCAGCAGGUACCCCUGGACGGGAUGGCACUUCUCCUUCUUCUGGCCAGCCUCGUUCAGGGCUGCAGGCCGGUUGUCAAACGGGCAAAUGAUGUCCACGAUGAUCGCCUCCUCGCCCCUGCAAAGAACAAGAUCGGAACGGAGGCGGCGAAAGACAUGUCAAGCUGCGUGGCCAUCAACGACGUCCUCCCAGAGAACCGGAACAUCGUGGUCGAGCCUUGGAACGAGGUAGAGAAACUGGCUUGUGACAGCGGCGCAGGACGCCGGAGGAGACUGUUCCCAAGGCCCGAGUGCGACCUGCUCGUUGAGAUGGACGUCAAGGAUACCCUGCGUCAUCGCAGUACAACGCAGGCGCUAGGCACCGUGCAAAAAUCCCAGCACCAGAUGGUGGUCAACGCAGGAGGCCUGCCGAUAUGCAGUUCGGACGAGUUGAUUACGCGUGGAGUCGAUGCUGGCGUGAAAGGGAUUCGCCAGGGCAUGGAGUGCUGUGCACUUGCCUCUCCCAAGUGCCGCAUCGGUGUCUUGGGCUGCAAGCCGCCCAUCCACCUCUGCGACACGCUGACAUACUGGUUGACGACAGCCGAGAGUAACAGUGACACAGAUGGCGUGCCACCUGGUCACCACACCCUCCUUUUGACGGAGUCGAUUGCGCGUGGAGUGGGAACUGGCCUGAGCCGAAUUCGCUUGGCCCUGGAGUGCGGCGCCGUGGCUUCGCCGGAGUAUCGACUUGGCGUCUUGGGCAACAUGCCGCAGAUCCACGCCCACGACACGCUGUCUUGUCGGCUGACAACGAUGUAUUGCAUUAAGGCCGAGUGUAACAGCCACAUGGACGGCAUGCCAUCUCCAUGCAGCUGCUUUUGGAGGCUAAACACGAGGUUUCCAGAUGCUGCGGUCGUUCCUGGGGUCCCUGGAUCCGAGCGCACCGACGACGAUCGCCUCCACGGACACCGUCUGGAACUUCCGCAGCAGGUACCCCUGGACGGGAUGGCACUUCUCCUUCUUCUGGCCAGCCUCGUUCAGGGCUGCGGGCCGGUUGUCAAACGGGCAGGUGAUGUCCACGAUGAUCGCCUCCUCGCCCCUCCAAAGAACAAGAUCGGAACGGAGCUCUCAGCCUCAUGUGAAAGUGCAUUCGAAAAAGUUGCCAGCUACACCAAAGUGACGCAUCUUUCACUCACCAUGGACACUGCAAAACCCCGCUGUGCUUUCAAGCCUCAUGUAACCGAAUUGCUAUUUGUCCUCCGCCUCGUACAAUUGUCACUUACGAACUUCUCUGACGUCAAACUUUCUACCAUUGCAAGUCAGUGUCCCCAGCUGAAGUCCCUUCGAAUAAGCGCGUGUGACAUUGAUGAUGAAAACACCCCUAUCGAAGAUUUCGCUCACCUGGAAUAUCUUCGCAUCGGUAGCGAUAUGAAGGAACACGCAUUCUGUACGCUCCUGAGGUCCUGCCCGAACCUUCAGGAACUGCACCUCGUAAAAGUUGAACUGACGACAGCGUUUGUCGUAGGCCCGUCGUGUGGCGAGCGUCCCUGUCUAGAACACGUGCAGCGGCUUACACUUGGCACAAGAAAAGGUUCCAAAUGCGCCCUCGAGGACCGAAACGACCUGCCAUCGCUACUUGACUCCACUCUGCUCGGUCUUCCUUCGCUUCGCCUCGUGCGCACUGACAGCUUCAAUAUCCGCCUCCACAUCAUUAGCUGCUUCCCAAGUAUUUCGUUGGAAUGGUGUAGCUGUACCUUCUGCUUAGUAGAGUUUGUGAAAAUCAACUGCGUCGAAGAGAAAUCCCCGGAAUAAGAAUAAGGCUUAGUGCAGGUAAAGCCCCAAGAACGGGGCGAUGAGGCCAUAAAGGCUGAAGGAGCAAUGGACGAAAAAGACGAGGUAAAAAUAGAAAGUCAGAACGGAAAAUAAUUAAGGCAGGAAAUACAGCGCUCG